Messenger RNA from Paramacrobiotus metropolitanus, 1755 nucleotides. RefSeq lists its product as uncharacterized. The record is from RefSeq and is a predicted model, not a curated record. Bases 367 to 1593 code for a protein of 408 amino acids. Lineage: Eukaryota; Metazoa; Tardigrada; Eutardigrada; Parachela; Macrobiotidae. The transcript is spliced from 10 exons.
GAUUCAUUUCUGGUACUCGAUGUUGUACUCGUUUUCGAUCAACGGUUACGUUAGAUAGUCAUUUGUUGUAAUGCGAUCAAGUUUCCAUCUUACACAUUAAAUGGCACAGCUCGAUAGGGUUUUAGUCUGAAUUUAACGAUUUUAUACUUACCUUUGCUCUAUGCUAGGGCAGCUUCUAACCAAAGUGCUCGCAAAAUCAGCGGUAUAUCUAUAUACUAGAGUAGAAUAUGCAAUAACCCGUUAUGCGCCGCAUGUUUUAAAGCUUAUUACACGGUGUUUUGACUACAUUGAAAUUUCCCUUUCACAAGCCAAUUAUCUGUGCGUAUGCUACCCGAAACUCCUGCGACUUUUACCACUUUGUAAACAAUGCCCGAACCGCCGCACAAGAAAGCCAGAUCGGCUCCUUUAGGAAGUGCCAUCAUUUUCUUCCACGAAUCUCAGGGCUGUCCAUCCAUGGUCAAAGCUCUGCCUCUGAAUGCCCUGGAACCAGUGGAAGCUGGCACAGCACUGACCGAGAAGACAGUGUGUCGCGCACGCUAUCGCGACGGCUUGUACAACUGUAUUGUUAUCUGGAUCGAAGAAGAAAAAACGGCAAAUGAAUUGGCCGCGGCGCGACUGUUCCCGUCAUCCAAUGAGAAAACAUACGAGGAUAAGGGCUACCGUUGGGCAGUGGAACUAGGCUUGAUGCGCGCGAAGCAUGGAGACGCGGAAACAGCACACAACGAGACCAAGGAGAUGUGGUUCGCCGAGAGUGUGGUGGAGCCCCGUUCCGCGUCGUGGGAUUCGGCCAGUGAGGCACGCGAAGGAUCCCCGAGUACUGUGGAUCUGGUCAGCAGUGCGCCCUUCCUCAAUGGAGGCUCCGUCAGUAUGGCGCCAGGUGCAUCGCGGGUAAACAUGCAUCCGGCUGCAAACGACAGGCUGCUUGCUUGGUGGAUGUAUCGAGAAAACAUGUUGGCUUACCAGAAUGGAACGGUGCUCAAAAGUGCUCGAGGAAAGCGCAGCGCUCCUGAAGGUGAAGGUUAUGCGUUAGAAGGCACACCGCCGUUUUCGUCCAGCACGUCACUUUCUUCGCCGAUGGGUAUGGAUCCAGUGCCCCCAAGUGAGAUUUUGGAUGCGGUUUUAACUCAAUCUACAUGGAAAAAAGCCUUGAAACUGACAAUGAAAAAGUUAUUUACUACGGACGAGCUCAUCAAUUCGGUACCUACAGAGCGGGGCGCGCGGAUGUCGAAAAACGGAAAAAAGGCGUUGGAUCAAGACAGACUGAACGUUGUUAAAAGUGUUGUGGAUAGCUACUGUGAAUUUAAAGAUGUUCCCAAUCCGCCGACAAAGGAGAUGAUCCACCAAGAAUUGGGUGGAAUCCUGUUUAGCAUCCGCGAAUCCCACAAGAAGCACAGCGGGGUUAAACCGAAAAAGGUAACCGGCUCAGUGUCGCAUACGGCCACCAAUGAGGAAAAGCCGCGCGAAGUCAAGGGUCAUAUUGGUAAACGCAAGAACGGAGUGCCGGCUCGGGCCAUCAACUACAAGGCGCCGUCUUUUGUCGCUCCUCUUGAUUUGUCGGAUGGACGUUCUCCAGUGUCACUGUCACCCAGCUAAGGCUAAACAGUUGUAGUACAGAGAACGAUAUCGUUCUCUGUGUUUGUAGUAACUCUGGGUUUGGUAGCUUUUUUGGAGACCCUUGUGCAUAAAUUGCCUGUACUACAAAGUCUUGAUUAUGCACCGGCCAGUUAGGAUUUUGAAUUGCUUUUGUUGUGCAAA